AUGAGCAAAGAGCUGGAGCAUCUCAUCCCCAUAGAUUUCAAAAACAUGGUUCAAGUUCCCGAUUCCCACACCUGGCUCGACUCCCCCUGCAUCAACAACUCUUGUUCAAUCGACGAAUCUGUUCCCUUGAUCGAUCUUGAGGACCCACAAGCUCUCGAGAAGAUAAAAAAGGCUUGUGAAAAUUGGGGUGUUUUUCAGGUGACCAACCACGGCAUUCCAAUGGAGCUUCUUGCCCAAAUUGAGCAUCAGGCUCGUCGCUUCUUUGAUUUGACGAGGGAGGAGAAGCUCCUCACUCUGCGCUCGCCGGACAGCCUCAACGGCUACGGCAUCAUCCACGUUUCACCCAAUUUUAACACUCUCAUGUGGAUGGAAGGUUUCACCCUGUCCGGAUCGCCGUUGGAGCUUGCACGCCGGGUUUGGCCCAAAGAUUACACCCCUUUCUGCACUGUGACGAAGGAUUACCAAGAGCAAAUGAGGGGCCUGGCUGAAAAGAUAACUUUUUUAAUAUUUAAAUCAUUGGGCCUAUCUCGUGAAGAUGUGGAAUGGUUUGAGCCCAAAAGCACGGAAGCAUACCUACAUUUCAACUCGUACCCGAAUUGCCCAGACCCAACCCGUGCAUUGGGCAUGGUCCCACACACAGACUCAUCUCUUAUAUCCUUACUAUACCAAAGCAACAACAGUAGAGCCCUCCAAGUGUAUGGGCCCAAUCUCAAAUGGGUCCACGUGGAGCCCAUUUCCAAUGCAAUCAUCGUCAAUGUCGCCGACCUGUUGCACAUAUACUCUAAUGGACAGUACAAAAGCGUAUUACAUCGGGCCAUUGUGAGCGAGGCCCAUCACCGCAUCUCCGUUGUCUAUUUCUUUGGCCCGAAAAGUGAUGUCAAUAUUUCAUCGCCACUUAAAUUGAUCAAGGACGGUGAUUUUCCCAUGUAUCGCCCCAUAACAUGGAAAGAAUACCGUAAGAUUAAGGUUAAGCACUUUGACAAGGCCUUGGAGGUGGUUCGUUUCAAUUCAGUCGUCGUUGAAAAUGCCAAUGCCCUAACCAGUGGUGAUGAGGCACCACUUGAUGGAGUUGAUGGUGGCAAAGUGGAAGCUUUAGAAGCGUAGACAUUAGUGUAUGUAUUAAGAAAUAAAAUGCACAAUUACUGUCAUUAUGAUGAAUUAGAGCGGAUUUGUUAUG
Messenger RNA from Ipomoea triloba (trilobed morning glory), 1177 nucleotides. Its product is annotated as gibberellin 3-beta-dioxygenase 1-like. The record is from RefSeq and is a predicted model, not a curated record. The coding region runs from base 1 to 1104 and encodes 367 amino acids. Gene Ontology annotation, biological process: gibberellin biosynthetic process; response to light stimulus. NCBI's taxonomy places the organism in Eukaryota, Viridiplantae, Streptophyta, Magnoliopsida, Solanales, Convolvulaceae. Gene Ontology annotation, molecular function: gibberellin 3-beta-dioxygenase activity. The transcript is spliced from 2 exons.